This is a messenger RNA of Puccinia graminis f. sp. tritici CRL 75-36-700-3, 315 nucleotides long. RefSeq lists its product as uncharacterized. The transcript has a single exon. The coding region runs from base 1 to 315 and encodes 104 amino acids. Lineage: Eukaryota; Fungi; Basidiomycota; Pucciniomycetes; Pucciniales; Pucciniaceae. The record is from RefSeq and is a predicted model, not a curated record.
AUGCACAGAAAACUGGGUUUCAAGCCUAAUUUUGAAACUCAGCACGCGGGGAUUGCCGCAUCUGUCUUAGGCCUCCACUGGCGUGACAGCUCCGCUGCUCGCUCCCGCUCCCGCCAUGGAGGCCUAGUUAGGCUCGGGCAAAUGAGGGCUGGGAUGAUCAACGUACAUGCAACCCUCAAGUUGAGCUUCUUUUGGGAUGUUCAUGAAGUCAGGUCAGAUGAUCCGAAAUCAAAUAAGCGGCGGGGAGCUUUGCGCGAUUACGUACGAGGCGUGCAGGCCAUACUGGUGCAAUUGGACAGCAAAGCUUUCCAGUGA